Schistocerca serialis cubense is the source of this 1680-nucleotide messenger RNA. RefSeq names its product homeobox protein abdominal-B-like. The record is from RefSeq and is a predicted model, not a curated record. Gene Ontology annotation, cellular component: nucleus. The transcript is spliced from 6 exons. Gene Ontology annotation, biological process: cell differentiation; regulation of transcription by RNA polymerase II. NCBI's taxonomy places the organism in Eukaryota, Metazoa, Arthropoda, Insecta, Orthoptera, Acrididae. Gene Ontology annotation, molecular function: DNA-binding transcription factor activity, RNA polymerase II-specific; RNA polymerase II cis-regulatory region sequence-specific DNA binding. The coding region runs from base 1 to 1680 and encodes 559 amino acids.
AUGCAGCAGCCGCACCAGCCGCCCGCCAAACAGAUGCCGCUGCCGCUGCAGCACCACCCCAGGGACGCCGCCGUCGUCCUCGCCAACCACGCCGCCAACAACGCCGUCGUCAAGGCCCCGACGCCCUCGCCGGCGUCGCCCGUCGUGACGCAGCAGCAGCAACAACAACACCUGCUACAGCACUUGCACCAGCCGCCGCAGCAGCUGCUCCACCACCACCAGCAGCAGCAGCACCACCACCACCAACAACAACAACAACAGCAGCAGCAGCAGCCUGCCGCCGACAACACCGUCUUCGUCAACUCGUGGCACCCGCACGUGUACGGCAAGCCGCCGAGGACGCCGACGCCGCACCUCAUAUCGGACAUCCUGGGCUGGGGGCGGAGACCGUCGCCGCCGCAGCAGCCGCCGCCGCCGCUGCCGCCCCCGCCGCUCCCGCACCAGCAGCAGCAGCAGCAGGCGGCUACCCAGCUGGCACCGCCGCCACCGGCCGCCACGCACAGGCCGACUCUAGUGGCCCCGACGCCCAUCCGCGCCACGCCAUCCCCGUGCGUGACCGCCAUGCACAACCUGACCCUGCUGCAGCCGCCCCCGCAGCAGCCGUCGCCGGCGCUCUGCAACCCCCUGGCGCCCGUCGCCGCCCCCGCCGACGAGGAGCUCAGCAACGAACCGCUCAACCUGACGACCAAAAGCCGCGACGCGUCGCCCACCUCUUCCGUGGGCUCCAUCCGCACGCUGACGCCGCCCGUGGUGCCGCCGCCCGCCCCGGGGAAGCUCCUCCUGCCCAACCACCGGCUACCGCCUUUCCGCGAGCCUCCGGUCAACGGCGUGGAGGCGGUCGUCACCAUCCCCACGGUCCGCGGACCCCCCGGCGCCGCCGUCAACGGGAGACCCGGCGCCGACGUCGGCGUCGUGACGCCUUCCGUCCCCAAGGGAUCUGCGCACCGUGCCGCCCCCAAAGACGGUUCUGCGCCGACGAAGUCGACUGGAGCGAAACGGAAGAAGGAGGCGAACCCCAGCGGCGGCGCGAGCGGCGCGCUGAGCGACGGCGGCAGCGGCGGCGCGCCCGGCUCCGACAGCGACCGCAAGCGCAAGAAGGCGCGCACCACCUUCACCGGCCGGCAGAUCUUCGAGCUGGAGCGCCAGUUCGAGCAGAAGAAGUACCUCUCCUCCUCCGAGCGCGCCGAGAUGGCCAAGCUGCUCAACGUCACCGAGACACAGGUGCGUGCCGCGCCGCCUUCCCUCUCCCCACGUCUUCCUCGUCCCACUCAAAUGGAGGUCUACCAAAAGUCUUUCCAGCACACCGUCAUGUGGUUUGGGUUGGGUUGUUUGGAGGAAGAGACCAAACUGCGAGGUCAUCGGUCUCAUUGGAUUAGGGAAGGUGAGCGGGUGACAACCGGCUGGGCAGUGUCGCGCAUCGGGCAUGCAAAAACUGCCUGCCUCGCUAAAGAGCAGCCACGUUGUGGCUACAGCCGCACGGUGUUGGACGCUCCCUGGCAGAAGGUGCCUCGUUACCAGUCGUAUUCCUGGGAGCUGCACGGCGCCUGUUGCAAAGGCUCUACUGAUAACAUCUUUGAAGGUCUGUCUGGGAAUUCAGAUCACAGGGACGGCCAGCCGACAGAUAGACACGCACUUCGCGAGUCGCACCUGCUGAAGCCCCGGGAUCUUAUCUGCGGGUAA